AUGUUGCUGCUUGGUCACAGACGCAAAACGGAAGCGGCCACCAUCCAAAAACAAAGUCCAAGUCAUCUUUUCUACUAUAUCGAUACCCGGAACGGGAUACUGUCCGACGGAGCGAGUAGCCACUGGGUGGUGAAAUCACAAAGAAUGCGGUCCGGAUCAAAAAUUCUUUACCUUUUCAUUUACAUCCUCGCCGAAAUCCUCUGCGUGUGCGAAGCAGCCUCGGCAUCGAUCAAUGAACCAGCCGAAAUAAUGCCUCGAGCGGGUUCGUGGACGCGAAGGCGGUGGCGCAACGGGCUGAUGAAAUAUUGCUUCGAUGUCCAAAACCCAGCCAAACGGAAGGAAUUGGAAGAAAUAUUUGACGAUGGAUGGGCGGUAUGGGCAGAGCAUCAAGGCUUUCCCUUGCGAAGACAGAAGCUGGCCAACUGCCCUGACACGGUGGGAGAAAGAAAAGAUACUCUCGUUGUUAAGUUGACAGACUCAAGUCCAACCACCACUGUUGGCAACAAUGGAGAGGCUGAGAUGAAGUUUAAUGUUGAUUUCAAGGGUGCGGACAAGAACAUAGUCCACACAAUGGUUCAUGAGCUGGGUCAUGCCUUUGGGCUCAUUCACGAGCAUCAAAAGCCCGGAGCAGAAAAGCACAUCACAUUCAAAUGCGAAAACCUGGCCGACUAUGAUACAAUAAAGAAAAAGUAUCCUGGGAGCAUCAACAGUUUGUGCAGAAAUCUGAAUGGAGCUGUCAGCGCGGAGUUUACGGCAAGCAAUUUUAUACCGUACAACGGUGACUAUCGUUCGGGAGUUGUGUUGGAACAUGGUGCGAAUAUCGAUGCCGCAGACUACAUCGAUUGGCGCUCAAUUAUGAUAUACGGAAGCGACUUUGGGGCUAAAAGGGGCUUAAUGGGGCUGAAAAAGAAAGUCAUCACGAAGACGGACGGCUCAGAAAUCAAGCCAAAUGGAGACCCGUCUGCCCGGGACGUGGCGUUUCUCAUCUGGUGGUACAGUCAACCGGACGAGGACGAUAUGGAUCUGCCGUUUCUGACAGGCGGCGGUUAA
Molecule: messenger RNA, 1050 nt
Organism: Uncinocarpus reesii 1704
Lineage: Eukaryota; Fungi; Ascomycota; Eurotiomycetes; Onygenales; Onygenaceae
Exons: 1
Coding region: 1-1050 (349 amino acids)
Biological process (GO): proteolysis
Molecular function (GO): metalloendopeptidase activity
Source: RefSeq, a predicted model, not a curated record